Messenger RNA from Cercospora beticola, 1512 nucleotides. RefSeq names its product cytochrome P450. The record is from RefSeq and is a predicted model, not a curated record. NCBI's taxonomy places the organism in Eukaryota, Fungi, Ascomycota, Dothideomycetes, Mycosphaerellales, Mycosphaerellaceae. Gene Ontology annotation, molecular function: iron ion binding; heme binding; monooxygenase activity.
AUGGCGUUUCUUCCUGCAGACUUGGCAAGCUGGUUCGCUCCUGCUCUUGCCAUCACAAUUACGUCCUUUCUCUUCUACUAUCAUUUCCUUUUCUCCCAACGCUCCCCAUUUCCAAUUGUCAACUCCUAUCCCUACGACUUCCUCAAUCGCAGAGCCCACAAGACCUACCUCGAAAAUGCUCAAGAACUCAUCACUCAAGGCCUCGAGAAAUACAAUAGCCCCAUCACUCUUGCGACACCUUCCGGCCCUCUCAUGAUCCUGCCAGCUGAAUCAAUAGACUGGGUCCGCACAAACCCCGAUCUCGACCACCAAGAACUCGUUCUCCAACAAUACUUCGGCAACUUCCCCGGCUUCGAAGCGAAUAAAAUCAUGCAUGAUGAUCCAGACAAUUUAGUCAUUAACCUCAUCAAGAGGAAGCUCUCACAGAAUGGAAAAUUGGUGCCGAUUCUGAGCCGGCAUAUUGGCGAGGCGUUGGAGGAGUUGUGGACGGAGAAUGAGGAGUGGCAUCUGAUUGAAUGGUAUGGUAGUACAAUGGGAUUGAUCUCGAGAGCUGCAGGUGCGGUAUUUGCGGGAGAGAAGCUUUCGCGUGAUGGAGAGUGGCAGCGAAUGACGAUGCGGUAUGCUACGGGGUUCUUUUCUGCUGCGUUUGAGUUGAUGCGGUGGCCGGCUUGGACGAGGCCUGUUGUCCAUUGGUUUUUGCCUGGAGCGAGGGAUUGUAGGAAAUUGAUGAGGGAUGUGAGGAGGGUCAUGCGGGAGGAGGUGAAGAGGAGGGAGAGGGAGGGGACAGAAGGGAAAGGAGAAAUAGAGUAUUUUGAUGCUGUGGGAUGGAGUGAGGAGCUUGCGGGCGGCAAAAAGGUCGAUCAUGGGGCUGUACAGCUUUCGCUUGCGAUGGCUGCGUUGCACACUACCUCGAGCGCGCUGAGGCAGGUUCUGUUGGACUUGUGCGAGCACGCUGAGCUUGUUGAGCCUCUGCGGGAAGAAGUGAGGGAAGCCGUGAAGGAUCAUGGCGUAACUGCGGCAGCAGUUGCGAAAAUGCACUUGCUCGACAGUGUUAUGAAGGAGUCGCAAAGACUAGGUCCUCCAACGAUUGCUGGUCCCGAGCGCCUCGUAAUCCGCGACACAAGGCUUCCAGAUGGUAUCCUGCUCGCACGCGGCUCUCACAUCGCCGUCGACCAAUCUGGCAUGCGAAGUCCAGGGAACUACUCCGAGCCAGAAAAGUUCGACGGUUAUCGCUUCUACAAAAUGCGUGAAGCGGGCGAUGAGCGCACGGCUUUCGCCUCAUCGACCAAAGAGCACAGCGUGUUCGGCAUUGGGAAAUAUAUCUGUCCAGGAAGAUUUCUUGCGGCGGUCGAGAUCAAGCUGUGCCUGGCGCAUAUCUUGCUCAAGUACGAUGUCAGAUUUCGUGAGGGCUACAAGCCACAAUCUGCAAAACUGGGAAUUGUGAACAUGGUCGACAUCGCGGCGCAGAUAGAGGUAGGACGGCGGCAUGAUGCUGAUGAUGUUCUUGUGUGA